UAAUGAGUGUCUAAUUCGCAUCGAAUAGUUGUGUCGAGUGGUAGCCAGUCUUUCCAUCUGACGACCCGUAAACUGUCACUGUCAUUGUGUAUGAAACUAACGACCGGGCAAAGAAACUAACAAUUGUCCAUCCAUUAGAACAGUCAGCAUUUCAGUUUUAUAAGCAACAAUGAAUAAACGUGUGGUAUCCUCGUUACUACUACUGCCGUUGUGGUCAAAUUUGGUUUUAGGCCAACAAUACAACUCAACUCAACUGCAACAGCAGCCAAAUCAGCCAGGACUUGUUGCUUUGCCCUCAUCACUAAACAGUGUUGUUAGAAAUCUAGCAAACAUGCCUGAGAAACGUGUGGCCCCCACCAUCGAUAAUGCUGAGGAUUUUGAUUUGAAAUUACCUGGAUUUUUGAAUAAAAACAAAACCCUAGCUAUACUUCUCGACUACGAUGGCACUCUUGCUCCCAUUGCUGAUAAUCCCAACAAAACCGUUAUGCCUAUUACCACCGAAGUUGUUUUGAAUAAACUGGCCAAGCAUCCCAAUGUCUUUAUGGCCAUCAUUUCAGGUCGUGGCAUCAAGGAUGUACAAAUCCGUGUCGGCAUCUCUGGCAUCAUGUAUGCCGGCAAUCAUGGCAUUGAGAUCGAAAGACCUGAUGGCAGCCGACACGAUUAUCAACUACCCAUCGAAGUUCAAGAGAAUUAUACCAAACUUGUUAAGGAACUAAGAGCCAAUGUGGAAAAGAACAAUGCUUGGGUGGAGGAUAAACGUGUUUCGUUGACCUAUCACUAUCGCGAUACUCCACUGGAUAUUAAAGAAUCUCAGAAGCAAGUGGCAGUUAAGAUCAUCGAAUCGCAUGGCUUCAGAGCCAAUCAGGCCCAUGAAGCCAUAGAGGCCAAGCCCCCGGUAAAUUGGAACAAAGGUGAGGCGGCUUUAUUCAUACUGAAACAGCAAUUUGGCGAAAAUUGGGCCGAUGAUGUCAAGGUGGUGUUUGCUGGUGAUGAUACUACCGAUGAAGAUGCCAUGAGAUUACUCCAAGGUGUCGGCAAAUCAUUUAGAAUAUCCACAGAUCCUCAAAUCCAAACAUUUGCCGACUUCAGAUUAUCACGCCAAGAUUUAGUCAGCGAUCUAUUGAAAUGGUUAUCCAGUGCCUAUGGACUUUAAAGUAGUUAUGUUAUGUAAUUAGUUUGUAAUUAUACCCUUUUAUUUGUAUGUAGCAAAGAUUGUUAGAUUUAAGUGUUAACCUAUGUUCAUUUAUAAAAAAAUGGAAUUGUAUUUAAUUUCUGAUGAAGAUGGAAUAAGCAUCCUUGCAUUGUUUUCUAAAAAAAAGUCAUUGUAUUUUGCUGUACAUUAAGAGGAUGUCCUCAACAUUCUCUUCUAUCUGUCACAAAAGAAGUUUUUUAAGAAAUAUAACAGUACUAGAAUUUAUAUCAAGGACGAGAAAUAA
Messenger RNA from Stomoxys calcitrans (stable fly), 1436 nucleotides. RefSeq lists its product as uncharacterized. The transcript is spliced from 4 exons. Bases 170 to 1153 code for a protein of 327 amino acids. Gene Ontology annotation, biological process: trehalose biosynthetic process. Lineage: Eukaryota; Metazoa; Arthropoda; Insecta; Diptera; Muscidae. The record is from RefSeq and is a predicted model, not a curated record. Gene Ontology annotation, molecular function: trehalose-phosphatase activity.